AUGUCUUACCAUAAUGGCAUGCAUCAUAACAACAACAACAACGUUGUUGAAGACCAUGAAACUCUGACAUACCAAACCUAUCCGUGUGGAUACUAUGUCCAAAGUCCAUCCACCCUAUCCCAUGCCAACAGCGCAGACGUACGAAGCAAUAUCCCAAACGACGGCACUGAUUCAAGUUUCCACUCUCCAAACCGAUCCGAGACUCACCCGACAAACCAAACCCGUUUAGCGCUUUGCCGCUAUUCCUCCUCUCGAGGCUCCAACCACUCUUUCUUGCACCACAAGAAGAUUUCAUAUGACGGCACUGUCACUGAAAACGACGAUGAUCGCCACCUGAUAAUCGUCGAUGAUAAUGACAGUGUCGUCAGUGAUGGAGAUGAGAAAGGAUUGUUUGAUGAGUAUUAUUAUGGGAAAAAUCAAGGAGAGUGGAAGAGAUGCUUCUCCUACAAUUUUUCAGAUUCAUUUGCUUGGAUUUUGUUGCAAAUAACUUGGAGAGUUUUGGUGAGUUUUGGUUUGGCAUUGUUUGUGUUCUACAUUGCAACCAAACCUCCAUCACCCAAACUCUCCCUUGAGAUUGCAAGGAUUCAAGAUUUUAAAUUAGGGGAAGGAGUGGAUAGAACUGGAGUGACAACAAAGAUUUUGACAUGCAAUUGCUCAAUGAAUUUAAUCAUUGAGAAUAAAUCAAGAUUAUUUGGUCUUCACAUUCAUCCUCCAUUGAUGGAUAUGAAAUUUUCCAUCUUACCCUUUGCAUUUUCAAAUGGACCUGAGUUGUACGCAGAAAGUGGAUUAACAAUCUUUACAUUGCAAUUGGGGACAAAGAACAAGCCAAUGUAUGGUGCUGGAAGAAGCAUGGAGGAUAUGCUAGAUUCUGGAAAUGGAUUGCCAAUAGUGAUACAAGUAAAGUUGAGUUCAAGUUUUGAAAUGGUGCCAACACUUGUUAAGCUAAGGUUUCAUCACAGAGUGGAGUGUAUAGUGGUUCUUAAGAAAGCUUACAAUAAGAAGCAUCGAUCUCAAGUAUUUAAUAGCACUUGUAAAGUAACUUGA
Molecule: messenger RNA, 1044 nt
Organism: Vicia faba (fava bean)
Lineage: Eukaryota; Viridiplantae; Streptophyta; Magnoliopsida; Fabales; Fabaceae
Source: the annotation of a GenBank genome assembly